GAGCCUCUCUCACACUUUUUACAUCCCCUCCUCAGAUCACGUACUCGGCCGCCUCCUCUGACCAUUCCUCCCUUCCUCUACUGAGAAAGCAGCAACAACACAAUUUCAUCUCUGAAGGUUGGGGAUACGCUUUCCAUUUUUAGGGGGGGUUGCCAAAUUAUUUCUCUUAAGCUUGAAAGUCAACUCAAAAGCCUCAAAGUGCAACAGAAGUAAAGGACCAUGAAUUGGCACUGGCUGCUUCUCUCUACCUUAUGUGUUCUCUCCUGCGGGAGAGGCACUUGGGCAGAAGAGGGUCUAGAUUUCCCUGAGUACGAUGGCAAGGACCGCGUGCAUGACCUCCACAUGAAGAACUACAAGGCAGUGAUGAAGAAGUACGAUGUAAUGGUGAUUCUGUACCACGAACCAGUCGAGGAUGACCGUGCAGCACAGAAGCAAUUCCAGAUGGAAGAGCUUAUUCUUGAGCUACUUACCAACCCGGCUGCCUUGACAUAUCAGCUUGCUGCUCAGGUCCUGGAAGAUCUUGAAGAUGAAGAUAUUGGAUUUGGUCUUGUGGAUACUGAAAAGGACGCUGCUCUUGCCAAAAAACUAGGUCUAGAUGAAGUGGACAGCAUUUAUGUUUUCACAGAAGAUGAAGUAAUUGAGUAUGAUGGAGAGCUGGCUGCUGACACAUUAGUUGAAUUUAUACUUGACGUGAUUGAGGAUCCUGUAGAGUUCAUUGAAGGGGAUCAUGAGUUGAGAGCUUUUGAGAACAUUGAUGAAGAGAUCAAGCUGGUGGGAUUCUUCAAGAAUGAAAAGUCUGAACAUUAUAAAGAGUAUGAAGACGCAGCUGAAGAAUUUCAUCCUUACAUCAAUUUCUUUGCCACUUUUGACCCAAAGAUUGCCAAGAAGUUGGACCUGAAACUAAAUGAGAUUGAUUUCUACGAACCUUUCAUGGACGAGCCCAUUUUGAUUCCUGGAAAGCCCUACACUGAGGAAGAGAUUGUUGACUUUAUUGAGGAGCAUGAGCGGCCAACUUUGAGAAAAUUGGAGCCCUACAACAUGUACGAAACAUGGGAGGAUGACAUGGAUGGAAUCCACAUUGUGGCCUUUGCUGAAGAAGAUGACCCAGAUGGCUAUGAAUUCCUUGAAAUCCUGAAGGAAGUUGCUGAGGACAACACUGAUAACCCAGACCUGAGCAUUCUCUGGAUCGACCCUGAUGAUUUCCCACUGAUGGUUCCUUACUGGGAGAAGACAUUUGACAUUGACCUCUCCAUGCCUCAGAUUGGUGUUGUGAACGUCACUGAUGCGGACAGUGUCUGGUUGGAAAUGGAUGAUGACGAUGAUUUACCAUCAGCAGAUGAACUGGAAGACUGGAUUGAAGAUGUGCUAGAAGGUGACAUCAAUACUGAGGAGGACGACGAUGACGAUGAUGACGACGACGAUGAUGACGACGAUGACGACGACGACGAUGACGACGAUGAUGAUGACGACGACGACGAUGGCGGCGGCGGCGAUGGCGACGACGGCGACGAUGGCGGCGGCGGCGGCGGCGGCGAGUCCUUUAAACUGCCCUAUGCCUUUUAUUCGAAAGUGGUUUCUGGUUAUCCACAUCUCUUUAACCAUCCAGCUUGA
Messenger RNA from Polypterus senegalus (gray bichir), 1611 nucleotides. It is a transcript of the gene casq1b, whose product is annotated as calsequestrin 1b. Gene Ontology annotation, molecular function: calcium ion binding. The transcript is spliced from 13 exons. Gene Ontology annotation, biological process: regulation of skeletal muscle contraction by regulation of release of sequestered calcium ion. Gene Ontology annotation, cellular component: sarcoplasmic reticulum lumen. Lineage: Eukaryota; Metazoa; Chordata; Cladistia; Polypteriformes; Polypteridae. The record is from RefSeq and is a predicted model, not a curated record. Bases 220 to 1611 code for a protein of 463 amino acids.